Molecule: messenger RNA, 2531 nt
Organism: Glossina fuscipes
Lineage: Eukaryota; Metazoa; Arthropoda; Insecta; Diptera; Glossinidae
Gene: DNAlig3
Product: DNA ligase 3
Exons: 5
Coding region: 72-2516 (814 amino acids)
Biological process (GO): DNA recombination; mitochondrial DNA repair; lagging strand elongation
Cellular component (GO): DNA ligase III-XRCC1 complex
Molecular function (GO): ATP binding; DNA ligase (ATP) activity; DNA binding
Source: RefSeq, a predicted model, not a curated record
GUUUUUGAUUAAUGUUAGGUGAUAUUAUGUGGUUAUAGAUUUGCAAGAAAAUCCGGCAUAUAUGCUUCAAGAUGUGGAAAGUAGAAGACAAUCGUUUAUUUGUCUUUGCCAAUGUCUGCGAAAAAGUGGCCAAGGAAAGCAGUUAUUUGAAUAAAGCUAAAAUUCUAAAAGACUUCUUUGAGCAUGGUAGCAAUCAUAUAGGUUUCAACGGUGAUUUACUGGUGUGGAUGAGGAUGUUAAUACCAUCCGACUCUCAGCGAGUGUAUAACUUACAAAACAAGCAAAUGCUCAAGUUGUUUUCGCGUCUUUUUAACAUCGAUCCCCAAAUAAUGCAACACGAUUUGGAGCAAAAUGGCGAUAUUUCAGAGAUCUUAAGUAAAUACUUCACAUUAUCUGCUAAACUCGUGCCUCAGUCUAUAAGCAGCUUGUAUUUACAGGAAGUGGACGAGCUGCUGGAAGAACUUACUAAACUUACAAAAGAGGAUGAGCAAACUGAACUUCUAAAGCAGUUGUGUAAUCAAAGUACAAGUGCAGACUUAAAAACAGUUAUACGUAUUAUUAAGCAGGAUCUUAGAAUGAACGCGAAAGCAAGUCAUGUUUUAGCUGCUUUUGGACCUACGGCUUAUCCAACAUAUCAGGUUACGCGUAAUUUGCAAUCUGUGGUUGAACAAGUUAGCCUAACGGUCCCGACAACAAACAGAAAAACAGAGGCUAAACUAAUGAGUUCAAAAGAAAGAAAAGUAAAUUCCUCGAAAAUGUUCAAAAAAGUAGUAUAUACAAAUAAAUUUACGUACAUUCGCUUUGGGCAGGUGAAAGUAAUGGUUCCCAUUUCUCCCAUGCUAGCAAAUGCUUGCAAUUCAGUAGAAGACGCUUUUAAGAAAUGUCCUAAUGGGCUUUUUAGUGAGAUCAAGUAUGAUGGUGAACGUGUUCAAAUACAUAGACAAGGCAAUGACGAAUUCCGUUUCUUUAGUCGUAACUUAAAGCCGGUUAUGGAGCACAAGGUAAAGCGCUUUAAAGAGUUUAUACCUCAAGCCUUUCCUUGUUCUGGCGAUAUGAUUUUGGACUCAGAAAUUAUAUUGGUUGACACAGUUACAAAUGAACUAUUGCCAUUCGGUACGCUGGGUGCUCAUAAAAAGAAGAAAUUUCAAAAUGCCGUCGUAUGCUUGUUUGUUUUUGAUUGCAUGCUUUUUAAAGGAGAGGAUUUAACGAACUUAUCUUUCCAAGACCGUCGUAAAAUAUUGGAAGACAAUAUCAAACCUCUUAAAUCAUAUGUGCAAUUAUCUGAAAUUCACUUCUUGAAAAAUAAACACGAGUUGGCUUUAAUGGUUGCGAAAGUGUUAAAAGCUCAUCUGGAGGGAGUCGUUCUUAAAGAUCCUUGUGGCACUUAUCAACCGGGUAAGCGAGGUUGGAUUAAGGUAAAGAAAGAUUACUUGUACCAAGGCAAAAUGGCUGACAGUGCGGAUUUAGUGGUGCUGGGCGCUUCAUAUGGCUCUGGUAAAAAAGGAGGGCUUCUUAGCAUUUUUCUGAUGGGCUGUUACGAUAGCCGUGAUUUUUUGUGGAAGACGGUAACAAAGGUACACACUGGAUUGGACGACAACGCCCGUUUAGAUAUGCAUGAUGAGCUAUUAAAGCUGAUGGAACGAUCCAAUCCAUACCGAGUACCUACAUGGCUUUUGUGUAGUAAAUCUUUACUACCUGAUUUUGUAGCUAAGGAUCCGCUUCAAAUGCCUGUAUGGGAAAUAACAGGAGCAGAGUUUACGAAAUCGGGAGAAAAUACUACUGCUGGAAUAUCUAUUCGUUUUCCACGCAUAACCCGUCUAAGAGAUGAUAAAACUGCCAAAGAAGCGACUGAUUUAAAACAUUUAGAAGAGCUAUACGAGGCAUCUAAAAAUAAUGUUAAUGUAGAUUUACUGCUAAAACAUUGUGAUCAACCCACAAAUGACAUCGUCAUAAAUGAAAAGUUAAGCAUACCAUCAAGCAAUAUUGACAAUACUCGCGGUGAAAUAUCGGAAAGAGAUUGUAAAGAAGAUUCUAAAGAUUUUUUAAGGCCAAAAUGUCUAAAAACGAAAACAGGUGUGAAACGACAAACGGCGAUAGAUGUUUUCACAAAAACUUCGCCUAAGAGAUCAGAACUAAAUGAAAGCAAUCUAGAGGGUUGCGUUGAUAAAAAUCGAAAACGUAAGAUAACAAGCGAAGAACAGAAACAAUCGAAGGUUGAAGUGAAAGAAUACAAAUUAGACAGCGAUUUAUUUAAAGGUCUAGUUGCCUACUUUUCGGAUGAAUUGAAAUCCGAAGAUGUUAUUGUAAAUUUCAAAGGUAAUGGCGGCUCCGUUACUUUUGACACGAAAGUAGCUAACGUGGCUUUUCAUGAAACUUCCACGGCUUCAAUAAAGUUAAAAGAUAGUCGGUUAAAAUUUCACCCGUUUUGUCGACAUUUAAAUAUUAAAUGGUUAGAAGAUUCCUUAGAACGAAAAUCUUUGCAAAUGUAUCCCUUUUAUGCAGUUUUUAUAAGAUGAGUAUUUUGCAUCGAA